ACAGUGGUGAGGUGGAGGUGGUGAGCAGGGGCACAAUGUCGGCUACCGGAGAUGCGGGCGCCGGUUCAGCGAAUGCCAACAACAGCAAUAACAACAACAGCAAUGUUGGCGUCGUGCAGGCAACGGUAACUGUAAGUGGCGCCCUCAGCAGCAACGACGGCAGUCCCACAAACAAUAUCGCUGGCAACAAUAACAGCAACAACAACAACAACAACAGCAGCAGCUCAACGGCAGGUGGCUCCAAAGGACAGCUGCCGCUGACGCCGCGCUUCACCACCGAGGAGAAGGAUGUCCUCUACACGCUGUUCCAUCUGCACGAGGAGGUCAUCGACAUCAAGCAUCGGAAGAAGCAGCGCAACAAGUAUUCGGUGCGCGACACCUGGGACAAGAUUGUCCGUGACUUCAAUUCGCAUCCGCAUGUGAGUGCGAUGCGCAACAUCAAGCAGAUACAAAAGUUCUGGCUCAAUUCGCGUCUACGCAAACAAUAUCCAUAUCGUGAUGGCAGCGCCUCAGGUGGCAGCUCGGCGCUGGCCAAGGCAAACAACGCCCAACAACAGCAACAGCAGCAGCAGCAACAGUUGCAGCAACAACAGCAGCAGCAACAACAACAGCAGCAGCAGCAGCAACAUCACGACGGCGUCAAAGUGGAACCCGAUUAUCAAAUCAGUCCCGAUGCCUCCGAGCAUAAUCCGCAAGGCGAUGCAUUCGAUGAGAUUGAAAUGGAUGCCAACGAUGUCAGCGAAAUGGAGGACGAUCCACUCGACGCUCAGCAGCAGCAGCAGCAACAACAGCAGCAACAGCAAGCGGAGGCGCAACAACAGCAGCAGCAACAACAACAACAACAACAACAGCAGCAAUCGGCUGUGGCCGAAAUGCAAAAGUUGCAAGUGAGCGCAGCAGCUGUGGCAGCGGCAAGUGCCAACAUACUGAACACACACCAGAUUAAUGUGGAUCAAAUAAGCGCCGAUAAAUUAACGCUCAACGAUCUGCUGCACUUUAAGACGGCGCGUCCACGCGAAGAGAUCAUACUGCAGAUCAAGCAUCCCUCGGAUGCAACAGCCACCCAAAUACACACGAUACCCGCGCAGCCGCAGCAACACACGAUGGCAACUAUCACCGCCGGCGGUUACAACCAGCAGAUCAUCAGCGAGAUCAAGCCACAGCAGAUCACGCUCGCCCAAUACCAAGCCCAGCAACAGCAGCAGGUCCAGGCUCAAGCGCAGGCCCAAGCUCAGGCCCAGGCACAGGCUCAAGCUCAAGCGCAGGCUCAGGCGCAAGCCCAGCAAUUGGCGCAACAACAGUUGGCGGCACAGCAGCAACAGUUGGCGGCAGCGGCGGCAGCAGCUCAUCAUCAGCAGCAACAGCAGCAGGCAGCCGCUGCCGUUGUCGUCCAGCAGCAGCAACAGCAGCAACAACAACAGCAGCAGCAGCAGCAACAACAACAGCAGCAGCAGCAACAGGCUGCUGUUAAGAUGCAGCUAACUGGCGGCACGCCCACCUUUACAUUCAGCGCCCUGCCCACAGUGACGGCAGCCACCACGGUGCCCGUCUCCGUCCCUGUGCCCGUCUCCGUCUCAGUGCCCGUGCCCGUGCCUGUGGCGCUGGCAACAGCCACAACGGCAACGGGCAACAGCGGCGUCAACACCAGCGCGGGAACGCUCACGGUGACGGGUGUUGGAGGUGGGGGAGGAGGUGUGACGACGGGCGGCGGCGGGGGCGGUGAUAACUAUGAGGAGCGCAUCAAUUACUUCAAGGUGAAGGAGGCGGAGUUGCGUUGCAAGGAGCAACAGCUGGCCACGGAGGCCAAGAAAAUUGAGGUGAACAAGGCGCAAGAUGAGCUCAAAUAUAUGCGCGAGGUGCAUCGACUGCGAGUCGAGGAGCUGAAAAUGAAGAUACGCAUACUGCAAAAGGAGGAGGAGCAAUUGCGCAAAUGUUCCAGCACAUGAGAUCUGGAGGACAUAAGCGAUGCGGAGCCCGAGUCCGAUGUGUUGUUUGCCUACCACGACGAUGACGACAACGAUCAGCGGCAGCAGCAGCUGCGGCUGGCGGAGAUCGAUUCGAUUGAGCUUGAGCUUGAGCUCGAUGAAGUGGUGGACGGAGAGGAGCAGCUGGAGGAUGAAGAGGAGCCAGAGACAGAGGCUGAGACGCAAGUGGACUAUGUGGACUUGGAAAUGCAAUUGUUGCUCUAACUCGAACGCGUAUUUAUAUAUGAUUAAAGUAGUGUUUACGUCGCGACUUCUACAAAUUAUGCCUAUAUUAUUAUUACACACAAACAUAUAAUUGUAUUUAUGCUAAUUAUUAUGAUUACUAUUACUAUUAUUAUUAUUAUUAUUAUUAUCGUAAUUAUUAUUAUUUCUAUACAACUAUUUUUUUUGUAAACGGAUUUAAUUGUACUUUGAA
Drosophila sulfurigaster albostrigata is the source of this 2400-nucleotide messenger RNA. RefSeq names its product regulatory protein zeste (gene z). The transcript has 3 exons. The record is from RefSeq and is a predicted model, not a curated record. Lineage: Eukaryota; Metazoa; Arthropoda; Insecta; Diptera; Drosophilidae.